Molecule: messenger RNA, 918 nt
Organism: Epithele typhae
Lineage: Eukaryota; Fungi; Basidiomycota; Agaricomycetes; Polyporales; Epitheliaceae
Product: RTA1-domain-containing protein
Exons: 10
Coding region: 1-918 (305 amino acids)
Cellular component (GO): fungal-type vacuole; plasma membrane
Source: RefSeq, a predicted model, not a curated record
AUGAAGUAUGACAAGGACGGUCACUUGAUCUCCCCGUUUUACGGCUACUGGCCGACCCAGUAUGUCUGCUACAUCUUCCUUGGAGUUUUCGUCAUCAGCACCUUGCUUCAUCUCGGGCAAGCCAUCAAGUACCGAGCCUGGUGGCUUCUCCCAACGGCUGUCCUCGCCGGCUUCGGAGAGUCUGUUGGCUGGGCCGGACGUUUGUGGUCCAGUUACGCCCCUCUCAACGAGAACGGUUACCUGAUUCAAAUUGUGUGUACUAUCGUUGCCGCGACGCCGCUGGUUGGAGCACUUUUUAUCACGUUCGGGCGUAUCGUUAUCUGUCUUGGCGACCACUACGGCCGACUCAGCUCUCGCCUUUACUCCCGAGUGUUCUUGUCCAUCGAUUUCAUCUGCUUGGUUGUCCAGUCAGCCGGCGGAGGUAUGGCAGCCACUGCGAAGGACCAUGCCGGCGGUAUCCUUGGGUCUAACAUCAUGCUCGCGGGCAUCAUCGUUCAGCUCGUUUCCCUCACGGUCUUCGUCGCCCUUGGAGCCGAGUACAUGUGGCGCUACCACAACGGGAUCCCGCUGCGUCCUGCGUCCAUGCAAGUCCUGCGCGAGAGCCCGUCGGAGUCGUCCCUCCUCGGGGGCAAGCAGCUGCCGCACCCCCUCAAGAUGCUCCUCGUCGGCCUCUGCAUCGAGACCGUGGUGCUCUACAUCCGGGCGAUCUACCGCACGGUCGAGCUCGCGGACGGCUUCAACGGCAAGAUCAUCCAGACGCAGAUCUACUUCGACCUCUUCGACGGCUUGAUGGUCGCGAUUGCCAUGAUCGCGCUCAGCGUGUUCCACCCGGGCUUGCUGCUCAAGAGGGCGUCUGAGCUCCGCGAGAGGGAGUUCCCAAUGGCGGCCAAGCAGGCGUAUGCUGAUAACUUUGCGUGA